Messenger RNA from Aspergillus ruber CBS 135680, 1489 nucleotides. RefSeq names its product acyl-CoA dehydrogenase family protein. The record is from RefSeq and is a predicted model, not a curated record. Lineage: Eukaryota; Fungi; Ascomycota; Eurotiomycetes; Eurotiales; Aspergillaceae. The transcript is spliced from 5 exons. Gene Ontology annotation, molecular function: flavin adenine dinucleotide binding; acyl-CoA dehydrogenase activity. Bases 158 to 1441 code for a protein of 427 amino acids.
GCAGAAGGUAGCCCGGAAAGCGAUUUAGUGAACAGAGAUCCGCAGCAUUUGGUGAAUCAUCAGUCCUUUAUCUUUAUAUCAUAGCCUAUGCUACUCGUUGGGAUGUUUGAUCGAAUCUAAUUUUCCAAAUUUGUACCAACGCUCCUUUGCAAAGGCCAUGUCUUCCGUCUCAAAUAUCCCAUUCGCCGACCCACUUUGGCUCAACCGCUACUACAGCCCCUACUAUAAUGAAUCUCAUCGGCGACUGCAGAAAGAGGUCCGAAAGUAUGUGGACACCCACAUCGUACCAUUCUGUGAAGAAUGGGAGCGGCAGGGAUCUGUACCACCAGAAGUCCAACAGCGUCAUACGGAACUCGGAUAUACUGCCGUAACUGCGUUUCCCCUCGCAGCCGAUUACCUCAAUGGUCAACGGCUUCCCGGUGACAUCAACCCCCGUGAAUGGGACGGGUUUCACGAUCUCGUAGUUAUCGAUGAGCUUGCUCGUUGUGGAUACCUUGGGAUCAUUUGGGCGUUGGGAUGUGGCAAUUCCAUUGGCGGACCUCCUGUGAUCAACUUUGGUAAUGCCGAACAAAAGCAACGGUUUCUUCCGGACAUGCUGAAAGGGAAAAUUAGAUUCUGCCUGGGAGUGACGGAGCCAGAUGCGGGAUCCGACGUGGCCGGUAUUACGACCACCGCCGAGAGGAAAGGCGAUGUGUAUAUCGUGAACGGAGCCAAGAAAUGGAUUACAAACGGUAUCUUCGCGGAUUAUUGUACAGCAGCAGUAAGGACCGCUGGAGAGGGAACUCAAGGCAUUUCAGCACUUGUCAUUCCUCUGAAAGCUCCAGGGGUGAUGUGUAGGAAAAUCGAGAACUCAGGUGUCCAUGCGAGUGGGUCGACAUACAUCGAAUUUGAUCAAGUCGAGGUGCCCGUAGCAAAUUUGCUUGGGCAGGAGAAUAAAGGGUUUCCAAUCAUCAUGAAUAACUUCAAUCAUGAGCGCCUCUGGUUGGCCUGUACUUCUCUUCGCAUGGCUCGCGUUUGCGCAGAAGACUCCUACCGACAUGCAAUCACACGUGAAACAUUUGGCAAGAAGUUGAUUGAAAACCAAAUAAUCAGGUCCAAGUUUAGCGCAAUGGCUCGCAGUCUUGACUCUACAUAUGCAUGGAUGGAACAGCUUGUCUACAUUUCAGAGGCUGCGAAAAAGAGCAAAACCGAUGCUGUAAUGGGUGGGUUGUUCGCAAACCUCAAGGUACUUGCAGGACAGAGUCUUGAAAAAGCCAACAGAGAGGCGCAGCAAGUUAUGGGUGGGCUUGGUUACUCCAAGAAUGGCCGGGGUUCGAGAAUCGAGCAAAUCAGCCGUGACCUGCGAGUGAUGGUUGUUGGUGGAGGCAGUGAGGAAAUUCUGUCUGAGCUGGCAGUCAACCAGGAGGCUAAGGUGAUGAAGAAGCUGCAAAGCAAACUUUAGACGCUUGAAUUCAUUAUUUUUAUUUAUCAACGAGACAACUUAUCAUUC